CGGCUGCCCGCCGGGCUGUCGCAGUGGUUCCCGGCGCUGGAGGUGUUGGACGUGAGCGGGACGGGGUUGGCGGAGCUGGGCGCGGAGCUGCUGGCCCUGCCGCGCCUCCACACGCUCCUGGCUAAGAACAACCGGCUGGGCGGGCCCGGUUCGCUGCCCAAGGGGCUGGGGCAGGCCCCGGUCGGCCGCUCCCUCCGCGUCCUCAACCUCAGCGGGAACCGCUUCGCCGAGGUGCCGCCCGCCCUGCUGGGGUUGCGGGGGCUGCAGAGCCUCAGCCUCGGCGGCAACCGCCUCCACGGCAUCCCGCCCGACAUCCAGGAGCUCCGCAGUUUAGAGUUUCUGUACCUGGGAGGGAAUUUCAUUACUUCCAUUCCACCUGAAUUAGCAAAGCUGCCUUCUCUAAGCUAUCUAGUUCUGUGUGACAACAAGAUCCAGAGCAUUCCACCUCAGCUGGCACAGCUGCAUUCCCUGCGCUCCCUCAGCCUGCACAAUAACCUGCUGACUUACCUUCCUCGAGAGAUCCUCAACCUGGUUCACCUGGAAGAGUUGAGCUUGCGGGGGAACCCGCUGGUGGUUCGGUUUGUCCGUGACCUGACCUACAAUCCCCCAAGCCUCCAGGAACUGGCUGGACGCACAGUCAAAACUCGCAAUGUUCCCUACGCUCCCAGUGACCUCCCGGAGAACCUCGUCCGCUACCUGAGCUUGGCCAGCAACUGCCCCAAUCCUAAAUGUGGGGGUGUCUACUUUGACAGCUGCGUCAGACAGAUCAAGUUCGUUGACUUCUGCGGGAAGUACCGCAUCCCGCUGAUGCACUACCUGUGCUCCCCGGAGUGCUCCUCUCCCUGCAGCUCUGCCUCCCAGAGCUCUACUUCCCAGAGCGAGUCUGACUCCGAGGACGAAGCCAGCGUCGCCGCGCGCAGGAUGCAGAAAGUCCUUCUGGGCUAAACGAGGAGCAGGAGGGGAAGACUGGAAGGAAAACGUGUUUGGAAAGCAAUAACGGAAUAGCGAAGCGUGAGCCUCUGGCCUGAAGGGCUCACCAAAAAAAACCUGUCCUUAAGUCCACGUAAAGGGGCAGAGCAUCUUAGCAAGCCUAGACUUGCUUGGUGCAGCGCUGCUUAGGAGAACUAACUCAGUGGCAUAUGCCUGUAGGGUGCCUGGGGUUGUUAGAAACGUCUGCUGUCUGGGAGACACCCCCUCUCCCUCCUCUGGGCUGGGGAGGGGGAUUUUUUUUCUCACUGGCUGAUUGAGAAGGGUUUUAAUAUAUGACGCUUCACUGGUCUUCAGUCGUCCUGCAGAGCAAAGGAAACUGUCCAGAUUUUUUUAACACUGUGGUAAAUCAGAAACAGGCUAAUGAUGCCAUGUGAGUAUGUAUGGACCCCAAUGUUUUAUAUAGUGUUUUGAUUCUUUGCUGUCUCCUCUGAUUUCAGUUACAGGUUUUACACUCAUCCUACACUAAAAAUGGGAGUUCGAUUAUUAUUUUUUUUUGUUCAGGAGUAGAUUUUUCCAAAUUCUGUUUACUCUUCCUUUGCCUAGAGGCGUAGGGUCUCUGUGCUGUUACAGAUGUUACAGCCAUCAUAGAACUGAGCCACCUUUUUUCUCCCUUGUUAUACCAAGCUGCUUUUAGUGUUUCCUCCUAACUGUAUUCAUCAUUUUUCCUCCUUCUGCCUCUUCCCAUUACACCUGGAGCGUUGCUGUCUUUAUGGUGCCUUCAGACGAGUUAUUCUAUUGAGACCUGGUGUUACUUCAGAUUUGUGGCUGUACGUGCCUGUGCAAGGGACCAGAUGCGAUGCUCUGUGGCAUUUUUAGUCUCAGCUUACUGGAACAAAUCUGAUUUUAUAUCUGUGAAUUGCAGGAAAGGUCCUGAUUGACACUUCUUGUUUUUAAACAGCCAUGUCCCCCCGCUACAGCUAGCUCUGCUAUCUUGGUACAGAGUUAUUUUCUGUAAGAUCACCUGCUUAGAGUAGGCAGCAGCUUAAUGAAUUGGAAAUACUGAGAAAAGUGCUGUGGAGAAUGGUGGGGUUUUUUUCUUAUUCAUCACAUGAGAGGAAGAGCUAGUGGGGAGGGUCAGGUGUGUUUUCUGAGCAUCUUGCAUGAGGUGGUUUUGGAACCUCUUCCUUAUUUAUUUGUUUGCAUUUGCUCUUGUCAGGAUAGCUUUGGCAGUCUGUUGGAUUGCUCAAAUAACACAUUCAGUUAUCUCUAAACUAUUUGUAAAGGAAAGCUGCAGAAAAUAGCUCAGAAUUUUUAAGUAUCAAGAAAUACCUGUCAAUUCAGAGUGUUAAUUUUUCAGCUAUCUAUAAGUCUACUUUAUGGGGCUGUUGUGUGUUUUGCUUAGUGAGAGCUACCCCUUUAUUAAUAUUUUUUGUGGCUGACAGUUGUUUUGAUGCAGUUUCAGAUAGAGCAAAUCCAACUGUGCCUUUGAAUGCAUGAGCAGAGAAAAUACAUUGUGUUAAGAAGCUAAAUGAGCAAUAAAAGCCUUUUUUUUUAACCCACUUUGGCCCUAUGGGGGAAAUUAAAAACCUUUGCUCCUCUCCUGCAUUCAGAAAACACAUGUACCUAUUUGAAUAUCUUAUGGCAGCUCUCUGGUAAUGGUCCUGGUUAAUUAUAUUUGACACUUUAUAUAUUAAAGCACUUUGAUAAUUCUA
Molecule: messenger RNA, 2642 nt
Organism: Calidris pugnax (ruff)
Lineage: Eukaryota; Metazoa; Chordata; Aves; Charadriiformes; Scolopacidae
Gene: LRRC58
Product: leucine rich repeat containing 58
Exons: 4
Molecular function (GO): protein binding
Source: RefSeq, a predicted model, not a curated record